ACUUCAUCGUUUAUUUAUCGUUCUUAUAUUCAAGAUGAUUUUCACUUAUUUACUGUUUCUGUUGGUUCCAAUGCUGUGGCUAGAAACAACAGUUGCUGAUUAUCAUGAUGUCUGCUAUGAUUAUUGUGGUGGCACCUGUCGUGCUCACAGAUGCAAUGUUGGUGAGGUAGCUGCAGAAGAUCAUUAUUAUAAUAAUUACGAUGCGAGCUGUUCUCACUACUGUGGUGAGGGUCGUGUGUGCUGCGUGGAAGAUUAUGAUAUAUGUAAAUAUUACUGCGAUGGUACAUGUCGAGCUGGGCAUUGCAAUGACGGUGAGAUGUCGACCGGAGAUAACGACUAUUCCUUUUAUUAUUAUCAUUAUUAUUUUUAUUAUGAUAUUCACUGCCAUAACUACUGUAGAAAAACGGGUCGAGUGUGUUGCAUAGAAGAUUAUGAUAUGUGUGCUCAUUAUUGUGGGGGUACUUGCCGUGCUCAUAAAUGCAAUAGAGAUGAGAGAGAAGACGAUUACUGUGCGGACUAUUGCGGACUAAAAGAUCGCGUGUGCUGUGUGCCAGAUUAAACAUGAUAAGUUUCCCAGACUGAACAAAUGAACCGAUCAAAUCGACUCAACGCUAUAGACAGUAGCAGUAUAUAAAAGUAUCGUAUACAGCCCAAUUUAAUGUACGUCUUAUCUAGUGUAUAAAUUAAAGCAAUCAAAGCAGAUACAAUGUAA
Molecule: messenger RNA, 712 nt
Organism: Saccoglossus kowalevskii
Lineage: Eukaryota; Metazoa; Hemichordata; Enteropneusta; Harrimaniidae
Source: RefSeq, a predicted model, not a curated record